UCAACACGUGUGCCUGAAAAACAGCUGUUGAUGCGCCGCAAUCGUUUUUUAAACAAAAAUUGAAUUGAAACUGAAAAAUAAUGUCGGCAAGCAAGCAAAAGAAGCUGAAUGAGAUGGAAGUGGAUCCAAACGAGGAGGAUUCCAGUUCCAGUGAGGACGACGAUGACGAACCACACCCAGAGGCCUACAGGGGCAACGAGGAGGUGCAAAUUGACUUCGAGGGCCGUGCUCCAGUGGACCCUGAUGCCCAGGGAAUUUCCCAGCUGCUGCAGCGUUUGUUCCUUCGUGCCCACAUCAACUGCAACCAAAUGGCGGAUCUUAUCAUUGCUCAAAACUACGUUGGAAGCGUGAUUUGCCAGUGCGAAGACGAUGAGCCCGAGAGCGAAACGGACGACGAUAAUAUGGUUGAGGAUGGCACCGUCUUUGGCAUCACCUCCGUGCUGAACUUGUCUGCCAAGAAGGAUCAGCCAAGCAUUGCCCAGUUACGAACUUACCUACUUGAUCGCGCAAAGGCCCACGCCCCGGGCGCAGUGCACGACCAGUUGAAGGCGAUUCUGGAGAACGACCAGCCCCAGACAGGAUUCCUGGUCAACGAGCGGUUCAUCAACAUUCCCGCCCAGAUCUCUGUGCCACUUUUGCAGAAUCUGCAACAGGAAAUAGAAGCCGCCAAGGCCAAGAAGAUGAAGUUUGACUUUGACACCCUGCUGCUCCUUGUCAAAUUCUACAGGAAGGAAGCAAAGAAGGGUAAGCCAGCCGAGGAUAACUACACAAAUGCCGAGGACGAGUUACUUUCGGAGCGGGCCAAGUUCUCCUUCGAGUACUCGGUGGCCUCCGAAACGGACUCGGGCAUGUCCGGCGACUGGCUAGAAGGCGAUGCCGUGAUGACACCAUACAGGAAACUCCUCGCUCUGGACGCCAAGCAGCUGCCGCAACUGACAAAGGACAUUGAAUGCUUUAUUAAUGGUGAAUAAAUGUUUACAAUGA
Molecule: messenger RNA, 984 nt
Organism: Drosophila kikkawai
Lineage: Eukaryota; Metazoa; Arthropoda; Insecta; Diptera; Drosophilidae
Product: protein BCCIP homolog
Cellular component (GO): nucleus
Source: RefSeq, a predicted model, not a curated record